This is a messenger RNA of Xyrichtys novacula (pearly razorfish), 8777 nucleotides long. The record is from the annotation of a GenBank genome assembly. Lineage: Eukaryota; Metazoa; Chordata; Actinopteri; Labriformes; Labridae.
GUCAGCUGGUCGGAAGUGUCCGCCUAAUAUGUCACUCCGUGCAUGUUGCGCUUAGCAAGCAGAAUAUGAUCACCUCUUUCAAUGCAACCCGUCGAUGUUGAAUUGAAUCCCAUGGAGUACGAUGAUAGUUGCAUAAAUACUAAUGCAACCCGACUAUGCUUUCAGUUUUAUUUUCCUUCCUUUCAACCUUGAUAAACAACCCCUCCUGUCAAAGUGAGCUAUCUGGGGUUAGCUUGUUGUUGUUGCUAAGCCAGUGUAAAGCAGGUGGACUAUAUUUUGCAGGGUUUCCAGCUUUAAUGUUGACAACAUAACGACAACAAGGACAGUUCAUGGCAGCUCGACAACCUUUCACAGAUACAGAUACUGCCGACGAGGCAGUGAGGGCGACCUGCGACGAUGCAACCACAUGCAAAAGGUGAAACCAGGACUUUGACAGUGGUACUCAGUUAGACUCAUAUGAUUUGGUAUUUUACUGCCUCUGUUGAGCCACUGUUUAUUACUGCGUCAUUAUUACAGGCGAAAAAUCCACGUAAAACCAGACGAAACGGAAGGCUUUGUAGUUAUAUUUGGUACAUUUUAUAAUUAAGGUAUCUAAAUGAACAGCUUUAGUUAUUGUUGCUCAUUUUAGCUUAUUAGUGAGUAAAUAGCAGUCAUUUAGAGAUGCUGCCACUGCAGUGGAAAGGUUGUGGCGCAUAAAAUAAGUUCACCAGGCUCCUUUAAUUUUGUUUUGACUGUUUGUUUACAAUUUCAGUUCAUUCUCAAUCCGUUCAAUGCUUUAUUUCAGUUGUAAUGUAGCUUUACUUUUUUUUUUUUUUUUAAAUGCUUUUAGUUUAGUUUCGGUCUUAGUUUUACUGUGAUUUUGUAAACUAUGUCUCUGUUGUGUGGUGAGACAAAAAGCCAAACAUGCCCUGAGUAAUAACGACUAACAACACAAAAUCAAAAGUGCUAAAAUUGUUAUCCAAAUGCUGAAGACAAGCAGCGACAUAAUGAUUCUUUCUCUGUAUUGUGCUAGUGAGUGCUCUGUAUUGUGCUAGUGAGUGUUUCUUGGCAAAGUCCGGCUUUUAUGAUUAUUCAAGAGAACAAAGCUAUUUUUUCCAUUAUAGUUGGUGUUAUUUUGGCAGUUUUUGUCAACAUUGUUUAGCUAGAUUCUAGCCUACAGAGCCACCGUGGUAGCUGUGAAUAAUAUUUCACUGUACAGUAAGUACAGCAGAGUAAGCACAACACAUGCUAAAAUCUGGACAAGAAGGACCAACGCAAAUGCCAAAAAAAUGGCCACAAGUCCUUACAGGCAAUGCACAGAGUGUACAUGAGCUUAUGUUGUUGUUUUUUUUCAUCCUAAACAUCAUUAAUGAAAUUUAUCAUUCUUAUUUUAGGUUUGCUACCAGUAAAAGCUAUUGGAAAGACUCCUAUAUCCAGUAUUUUGCAAGAUCUGUAGGAGAACGAAAGGCACCUGAAAUCAACAGAGGUAAGAAAUGUUCCUCAGCACACAAAUAUAUUAUCAUUUAUUAUAAGUAUAGCCUACAUUAGAGAAUGAGGGUAGAAGUAACAUUGGUCAGCUGCAGAUACUGACCAGGUGUUAACUGCAGCUUGAGAUUCACAAGCUCCAUAUUGUAGAUUUGAAAGAAUGUACCCAGUAGUCAGACUGUUUAUCACAAGCUAACGACUCCUCACUCUACAAUGUGGUGAGGGAGGCCUCAGCAGUAAAUUUACAUGUUUACAAAGUCAUGAUGUUUACAGAUACUUCCACAGCAUACCUGCCAACAUUUAAGGAGAUUUUGCGGUGCACGCCGGGCAGUUUUGGGGCUACCUUGUAUGGUGGAUAUGAGCUAACUAUAAGAGUAUUUGUAAUUAGAUUGCUCAUCCAUGUAGUAUAAGUGAAGCUGCACACUUUUUUGUUUUGUUUUAACAAUAACAAAUGGUAAUAAAAAAAUAAUAGCUACGAUAUGCCUUGAACUUAUUUAGUCCACUGAUAUUGGUGUUAAAGUCCUCAUAUAUUUGCUCUUCUGUAUAGAAUAUAAUAGAAUAGAGUAGAAUAUUCCUUUAUUGAUCCCCCAUGGGAGAAAUUUUUUUGGCACAGCAGCAUCACAGACAAAGGUAGUGCAAAAUGCAGUUAUAAAAAUAAAGAUCGUAAUAUUAAUAACUUAAAUAAAUGUUGUAAUUAAGAAAAAAUUUAGAAAAACGAAAAAGGGGAGAAGAUAAAAUCAAAUAAAAUUAUAUACAAUAUACACAAUUUACAGGCUAUACAGGCAAUAUAGGCAACAGGCAAUUUACAUGUCGUAUGAGGAUAGUUUACAGCUUAAACUGACCUGAAUCAUCCAAAUUGUAAAAAGUAAAAGUAUCAAUCCAGCAUCUGUGAGGCUCAGCAGAAACACACAACAAUCUUUGGUUGUCUGGAAACCUGGCAAGUUUUGACAAAUGUAGUGAUCCGAUUCAUGAAUGAACGUGGACCAUGCAAACUACGGUAGAGUCCCGUGAGAAAUGACAAUACGGGACAUGGGCGGGGGAUAGGUCUGAAAUACAGGAGAGUCCCGGGAAAAAUGGCAGAUAUGUUCCUCAAGACUCUUUUUGUACACGUGCUGGUAUUUCAAAUGUUGUACUGCUAAGCCAAACUGCAAAAAUCCUCUGAUAUACGUCCUUUAUGGUGCUUGUGACACAUGCUAAGUACAUUUUUUUUAACUGCCUACAUAUCUCAUCUGACAGGUUACUAUGCCCGUGUUAAAGGAGUGAACCGUCUGCUUGACGCAUUUUUAAGGAAGACAGAGUGCAGUUGUCAAGUAAUCAACCUAGGUGCUGGAUUGGACACCACAUUUUGGAGACUAAAGGUUAGUGCUUUGGCUAAUUGUUUGCACACAGAUCUAAAUGUGCAUCACGUUUGUACUGAUGUGACUUUUUUAUCACACAGAACAAAAUAUACAAAAAACAUAUGUGAUACAAAUGUACAACGCAGUACACCGAUCUUUAGUCUGUUUGUCUGUGUGUACAUAUAUGUAAACAUGUGUUUUACAGGAUGAAAAUCUCAUGCCAAGGAAGUUCUUUGAAGUGGACUUUCCAACAGUUGUGGCCAGGAAAAUACACAAUAUUAAGUAAGACACCCUUGUUUUGAAUCUUUUUUUCCCUAAACUUUAUUGGUUUUUUUUUUUGUUUUUUUGUUUUUUCUGUGUGCCUAACAUACGCCAGAGCAGCCAGAUGAAUGUGUAAGCAGCACAGGAAAAGUUCAUCUCCAACUGCAAUGAGCUUUUGGAAUUCAUCGGGACAUCUGAAGUAGUUUGCCAUUUGAUCCAGAAGAGGGAGCUCUCAGCAGAACCUGAUAAUGUCAAGCACUUUUGACCUGUAAACAGUAAACAGACGUUGAUGUUUUCCCACAGAUCUCCAGUGUAGAAAUCUCCAUCACACUUGUUACCAACACGAAUGUUAAGUAGAAAAAUGUAAUCUUAUUCAUCAGAAUAUUUUUUAAAUGAUUAGGCUUUUAGUUUUCUUCUUUUUUGGUUUAGAGCUGCAGUGUGGAGACUGAUCUGUAGAGGAAGACAGAGGCCCGUUUGAACAGAAAUAGCAUCUGGAAUUUUCUAUCACAAUGGGUUUGAUAAAUAGUGAGAGGGUAUUUAUAUUACAUGUCUACUUUUUUUAUAUGUGUGUGGAUGAUUUUUACAUUAUUAUAUUUGUUUUACUUUUAUGAGAUAAAUCAGUAUAUAAGGUUGACAGACUGUUAAACAGAAAACUGAAAUCAUAAAACAGAGAACGGUAAAUUUCUUUGAUUACAGGUUCUGCUUUAUUGUUGAUGCCAGUGUUGGUAAUAGACUAAAACGACUUUCUCUUUUCACCAGGACCAAACCACCUUUAUCCAGACCCCUCAUUGAAACCCACUCCACAGACUCCUUACUGCUAGGUAAAGCUCACACGUCACAGUCAAAACAUGACAAGUUUGGGUUUAUUACAUCACUCCUUGUGAGAAAAUCCUUCUUCUGGAUCUCUUUUUCUGUUUCCUGAUGGUUUUGUUUGUUUUGAGUAGAUGCCCACAGCCUCGACUCAGAUCGUUACUGUAUCAUCGGGGCAGACCUCAGAGAUGUUUCCAGUUUGGAUGAAAAACUGAAGAAGUUCCAGCUCAACCCAGAGUAUGUGAAUACGUUAUCCUGUUUUUAGCUCUGGUGUUAUGUUUCAUUAUUACCCAACUUUCUUACCAAUAACCCAGCUGUUUUCAGUACUUGAUUCUGAUUGGUCAUACCCUCAUAGCAAAGCUAUAAAAUUCUGGAUCACCAGAGUGAGGCUAGAUCACUUCUUCAUAUCAACUUAAUCUUGGGGAAGAAGCAAAAAAGUUAGUUUGUGUUAGCCUCAUGGAUUGGUUAGUUUAAUAGUAUGAUGGACAUUUUAAUACUGGAUCCUGCCCUGAAAUCCAAGCAGCUGAAGCAAAGCUGUUGAGUGUGUCUGUGAGGCACAGUCUCCGGGGGCGCAGUAAUUGUUGCAGUUGAAGGCUUAUUCAUGGCAGCAGGCUGUCUGUAGCAACAAUCCUCAAGAAACUUAUAGAAAAGGGGGAUCAAAGCUCCUGGGAAGACAUUAAAAAAAGAGAAAUACAGUCAUUCAGAGACGUAAAUGUGAAAAACAUACAGAUAAAGAGACAGGGAGGGGCUGAGUAAGUCAAAUUUAGAGGAACAUUCAUUUGUACCAUCUGUUAUCACUGUUUUUAGGAAUUGCAGCUUUGCAGCUUAUCUCUGUGUCUUCUUAUUGAAAUGAACUCCUGAUAAGAGAGGUUGUUUCCAGCUGUAAUGACAAAGACACGUCUGACGCCCGUCACCCAAUUUAAAGGGAACCCCCACCCAAAAAUGCAUCUUUUGAACACUUAACCCCUUUGUUGCUAAUAUGCUAGCAUGUCCAAAAACUAAAGGGUCUGAGAGGGUUUCAUCAAAGACAAACCCAAAUUCUACUGAAGUUAGGAUGUUGUGAAAAUGUGAAUAAAAACAGAAUAAAACAAUUGGCUCAUCCCUUUCCACCUAUGUUCAAUUGAAUGCACAACAAAGAAAAGGCAUUGAAUGCUCAAGCUGACCAACUUUAUUGAUGUUUUGCAAAUAUUCACUCAUUUUGAAUUUGAUGCCUUUAAAUGGGAGACCGGUCUGGACUGCAGGCAGGCCAGUCAAGUCCUUGUUAAGUAGUCUAGUGUUGUUGAUAUCUGGCUUUGGCUUUGCCUGGUAGAGUUUAAACUUGCACUUGUAGAUGUAGAGACAAACUAAACACUGAAGUUUUUCUGAGCCCAGGUAAUGCAGAGCCGCCUGAGGGGUCAAAGGUCACAAAGGUCUCCAGAUUCUCUGGAUAUUUUUAUGGUAUUGUGGACUGUAGAUGAUGAAAUCCCUGCAUUUCUGGCAGUGUCAAACUGUUUGAACUAUUUGCUCGCACAGUUGUUGACAAAGUGGAGAACCUUGCCUUGCUUGUAAAUGACUGAGCCUUUGAGGAUGCUGCUUUUAUACCCAAUCAUGACACUCACCUGUUUCCAAUGAACAUGGUCACCUGUGGAACAAUCGAAACAGGAGUUUUUGGAGCAGUCCCCAAUUUUCUUUUGUUGACCCUGUCUAAGCUUUUCUUGAAACAUGAUACGAUGAUGCUUUUACAUGAUAUUUAACGUUCAGUUUGUAUAUCCAUUAUUAAGCAUUGACUUUGUAGUGUAUUCAAUUGAAUUAAGGUGGUGCAGAUCUUUGUAUCCCAUUUUUAUUCACAUUUUAACCAACAUCCCUACUUCAUUGGAGAUGGUGUUUGCAUGAACAUACUGUAAAGGACAGAAAAGUUCACUCUACAUUGUUGAAUAACCUGAAAGGUUAUGGAUGGAUUGUCAUUCUAUUGGUAAGACAAAGACUCAUCCUCAAAAAAGGAAGUUUGAGAGGACAUACAUCCUUUUUUGUGCAAUGGGAUGUUUUCUUUGGUGUGUGCACCUCAAGCUGGCACAGCCUGUCACCUCAGCUUGGCACUGGCACAUUCAUUACCUGUACUUAUCCAGGAAAAGUUGACAAAGAGUGAGGCUGUCUUUUACAGGAAGCUGCUCAUUGGGGAAAUGUGAAUUUUGAUUUAUCUUCUUUUUUAUUAGUCUUGGUUGCAUCAAAGUCAAAGGUCAUUACAUUUACCCACCCUCUGUUUCAUGUGUAAUACGACCAUGAGAAUUAAAACAUUUUUAUGGAGCAAUGAGUUCAAAGCUUACUGAGUAUGAAGGGUAAGUGUCCAGAGAGAAGUAAACGAACACUUUAAUAGUUAAACUUUUUCUCCCUCAGUUGGCAGAAUUCAUUAAACUCCUUUAAACUUGAAUGGAGAUUGGUGGUAAAGCACCAGCUGGGUGGUUUGAUGUUCUGUCUUUUCCUCCCAGAUUACCCACAUUGCUCCUCUCAGAGUGUGUGCUGGUCUACAUGACGCCCUCACAGUCCUCCAAUCUGGUUCACUGGGCUGCAGAAACCUUCCAUACAGCAAUGUUUAUCAACUACGAGCAGGUAAACAAGUCUUCACAGGAGCUUUAAUAUUUAUUUACUAUUAUAAAAAGAAAAUAUUGAAAAAAAUAUUGAACUAUCCAAAACAUAAAUUCUUGACUCAUACAUACAAAUUCAGUUGUUUAUAUAUACAAAAUACAAUUUAAAGUUCCUUAUAGUAACUGAGCAUUGUGUGAACAUUCAGGUGAACAUGAGCGACCGCUUUGGUCAGGUGAUGAUCGAGAACCUGCAGCGUCGCCAGUGCACCUUAGCAGGAGUGGAGGCCUGCCAGUCUUUGGAGUCUCAGGUGAACAUCUGUCACUUGUAUCUUUUUUUUCCACUUUGUCUAUUUCAAAUUAUAUUCUGAUAACUUGAAUCGGUACAUUUGACAUUUCCAGAAGGAGCGGUUUCUGAAGACAGGCUGGGAGCAUGCUGAUGCUCUGGACAUGAUGACGGUUUACAGUAUGCUGCCGCAGGAUGAUGUAGCGAGGUAAUGCAGGAUUAAACAGCCAGAGAUAAGUGUAAUAAUGGGUGCCAAUAUUUCUUUGUACACUCAGGUGUGAAGGAUUUAGAAAAUUGAGUUUUUCUUCAUUAUCUGUAUUAAAGGGAUAUUUCAGCGUAAAAUUAAGUUAGACUCCGUAACACCGACCAAGACCCCCCUCGAGAGAUGAAUGUUGCUAACUACAUGCUUCUCUACACAGCGGUCUAAGGAUCCACGCACAAACCUCAACCAAAAAGCCACUCUAUAGCCACAAAUAAUGCUCAGAAAAGCAGCUAACUUAAUCAACAGUACAUAUAGGGUCCCAGCUAUAGCACUAGCCACCAAACACCUUUUUAGCUUUGCCUGAUUUCUUCAGGAAAGGGACUAAACACAACUCACCUACUCUCUUCCAGCAGCCGAUUGUCUGUUGAGGAGCCCUGACGAGUCGAUCACCGAGUGCAGUGGGAUCAUUUCCACGCGGUAGAUCUUCUGCCUUAGCGUCACAGUCUGAUUGCAUUUCCAUGAAGUAAUAAUCUUAAAUGUUCUUCCUUGAGCUGCGAAACUCUGCUGCACUCGGUGAUCGACUCGUCAGGGCUCCCCCACAAACAAGCAGCUGCUGGAAGAGAGUGGGUGAGUUGUGUUUAGUCCCUUUUCUAAAGAAAUCAGGCAAAGCUAAAAAGGUGUUUGAAGGCUAGUACUAUGGCUGGGACCCUGUAUGUACUGUUGAUGAAGUUAGGUGCUGUUCUGAGCAUUAUUUGUUAUUUGUGGUUAUAGAGCGGCUUUUUGGUUGAGGUGUGUAUUGCUAUCCUGCGGUCAUUACUAAAAUUGGUAUAACUAGAGAAACAAGCAGUUGGCAACAUUCAUCUCUCGGUGUCACGAUGUGUUUGACCCUAACUUUAUUUUACACCGGAAUAUCCCUUUUGAGCCCAAUAAAUAAGAUCACAUUUUCCCCACUGUUUUCAGAAUCGAAAGUCUGGAGUUUCUGGAUGAGAGGGAGCUCUUACAGCAGCUUCUCCAGCACUACAGCAUCUGCUGGGCCACCAAGGACAGGCUCAAUCUGGGUAAUGUAGAUCAUAAAACGCUAACGUCUAGAUGUCCACUGUGGCGCCAUGCUGUCCUUUACUUUGUUUACUUAGUGUUACUCAUUUGUGUUAAAUUUUUCAUAUUUCCACCCAUCCGUCCAGCUCAAAUGCCUGCUGAGGUGGUUUACAAGAACAGGUCAUGUUCUGUUUCCUCAGGUUUGUCACAGCUGGGAUUUUAAGAGUGAGACUGCUCCACUGUUGGGCUUCUGCUUCACAUGUGCAAAUGCCAAGAUCAACAACUGGAGAAGAUGUGUAGAGGGGAGUAAUUGGAAAAGAGGAAACCCUCAACCUUCCAUCUUGUCCUGGACUGGGAGUUGUUCCGGUGUGAAAACCCCCUCCAUCAGCAGAAUGUGUUUUAAUGAGCAUACCUCUGCCACCCAGAGCUGGUAGUGGAAAAAAAAAGGUUGUGUUAGAAGCUGCAGUGAGGUCUGAGGCUACGCUGGCACUGAAUUAUCAACUGUAAAUGAAAUCAGUGUUGUUUGAGUCUUUAAAGAAUGUAAGUUUGAAGAAUGCAAAUAAAUGUUUGUGCUUGUCUGGGUUUUAAUGUGCCAUCUGGAUGUUAUUUUGUAACCAACUGUGCUCCUCAGACUCAGUUUCUAACAAAAUGUACAUGCAUGUGACAGAACUGACAGUAAAUGUUUAGAAAUGAGACUAACUUACAAUCUUUUAGUUUAUGAGGAUUCAUCCAUAAAUGUUUUCUAACAGGAUACAUUUGUGAUGAACUGAAUGAAGAGGGCAGGUCAUGUGCAGUUGAAUUAAAAAGUCCUUUGUGUAAGACGG